AUGGAAACCUUCACCAAGAAAAGCUUCACCUCCCCCCGCUCCCUGACCUACACCUACUACGACUCCGCGCCCGCCAAACCCGUCUCCACCUCCGCCUCCACCCCCGUCCUCUUCCUCCUCCACGGCUUCCCCGACACCGCCCACCUCUGGAAGAAAGUCGUCCCCCACCUCUCCACCCUCCCCAACCGCAUCAUCAUCCCAGACCUCCUAGGCUCCGGCACCAGCUCCAAGCCCACCUCCGACGCCCAAUACAACUCGCGCUCCACCUCGGCCGACCUCGCCGCGCUGCUCGCCUCGGCCGGCGCGACGCGCAACGUCGUCGCCAUCGGGCACGACUGGGGGUCGUACGCGGCGCAGCGGCUGUGGCUGUGGCACCCGGCGCUGUUGGCCGGGCUGGGCCUGCUGAACGUGGGGUACGCGCCUGCGGCGAGGGCGCGGUUCGAUCUGCAAGCGGUGAAUGACGCGGCGACGGCGAUGGAGACGGAUAAGGGGAAGAAGAGGUACGUGCCGCUGGCGUAUUGGGAGGUGUUGGCGGCGGCGGGGGAGGAGGGGGCGGCGGUGGUGGAUGCGCAUCUGGAGAGCUUUUGGGGGGUGUUGCAUGGGGAGGGGGAGGGGUGGGUGCGGGAGGUGUUGUGUGUGAGGGGGGCGUUGAGGGCGUUUUUGGAGGGGGACGGCGUGGCGGAGGUGAAGGAGUAUGCGCGGCCGGGAGGGGGGUGGAAGGAGGAGUGGUUUGCUGGGGUGGAGGAGGGCGGGGGCAGUCUGGCGGGGGCGAUGGGGCCAUACAGGGCGAUGGUGGGGAAUCAUCAGUGGGAGGUGGAGAGGGAGAUUCCGGUCGAGCGGAAUAGGGUGACGGUGCCGACCUUCUUUUUGGCGUGCUCGGGGGAUGAUGUGGGUAGUUCGAGUUCGGAGAGGAUUGAGGAGGCGAGGGCGUCGGGGUUGGUGCCGGAUUUGACGGCGAUGACUAUGGACGUGGGGCAUUGGUGUACGAUGGAGAAGCCGGAUGAGGUCGGGAAGGCGCUGCAUGAUUGGUUGGUGGAGAAAUUUUACGGUGGCGUUUCGGAGUAG
Messenger RNA from Diplodia corticola, 1065 nucleotides. Its product is annotated as alpha beta hydrolase fold-1 protein. NCBI's taxonomy places the organism in Eukaryota, Fungi, Ascomycota, Dothideomycetes, Botryosphaeriales, Botryosphaeriaceae. Gene Ontology annotation, molecular function: catalytic activity. Bases 1 to 1065 code for a protein of 354 amino acids. The record is from RefSeq and is a predicted model, not a curated record. The transcript is spliced from 2 exons.